AUGGCACCUCCAAGUACAAAACAGCAGUCGCUGACUGCCUUCUUCAAAAAGCCUACGUCUUCACUGCCUCCUAAAGCAGCUACGCCACCGACUCGAGUGCGUGCCGAUAGCGGAUUCGAGAUUCCUGAAGCCAAACGCAGGAAAGUCACACCGGAGCAUGGACGUGAUGCCACCCCGUCGGAAGAUGAUGAAGGCGAUGCCGAUGAACCCAGAUCUAUGCUCAAACCGGUCUCGGGGAACGGAAAGAUUGCUCGAGAGCCUCCCAGAUCACCAGUAACAAGUCGGACGUCUCAGUACAUGUUCUCGCCUUCUCAGCAGGAGAACAGGGAGCCCGAAGACCUCGAUCCCGCAACUCAGCAAAAAAGAGAACAGCUUCACCGACAAUUUGUGAAGAAGCUGGGCAAACCAGAUAGCAUUGCAGACCUCAGACGGAGAAACCGGAUGCUGAAUAGUGACGAAGAGGAUGAAGCCGACGAGGAGGCUGACGAGGAGCCCGAAGAAGCCGUGAGGCCAAAGAAAGGCAAGGCAGUUAAGAAGGGCGGUAACAAGCUCACUCCAAUGGAACAGCAAGUUAUCGACAUCAAGAAAGCCCAUCCGGACACGGUACUCGUCGUGGAAGUGGGGUACAAAUUCCGCUUUUUUGGUGAAGAUGCUAGAACUGCUGCGAGAGAGCUUAGCAUUGUGUGCAUCCCAGGAAAGAUGCGUUUCGAUGAACAUCCAUCAGAAGCCCAUCUUACCAGGUUCGCUUCCGCGAGCAUUCCUGUGCAUCGUCUGCAUGUGCACGUCAGGCGACUAGUAGCAGCUGGUCAUAAAGUUGGCGUUGUGCGCCAGAAAGAGACAGCAGCAUUGAAGGCGGCUGGCGACAACCGCAAUACACCUUUCGUGCGCGAGCUCACAAACCUGUAUACUAAAGGUACAUAUAUCGAUGAUACGGAGAGCUUGGAGGACAGCGGGAAUGCUCCUGCACAAUCUCCCUCCACCGGGUUCUUGCUUUGUCUUACCGAAGACAAUGUGAAAGGCUACGGAAACGAUGAGAAAGUCCACGUUGGCGUUGUAGCGGUGCAACCUGCGACUGGCGAUAUCGUCUACGACGACUUUGAAGACGGCUUUAUGCGGAGUGAGAUCGAGACGAGACUCCUUCACAUUGCCCCUUGCGAAAUUCUUAUCGUUGGCAACUUGUCGAAGGCGACAGACAAGAUCGUUGUGCACCUUGCUGGUAGCAAGACCACCGUCUUUGGCGACAAAAUUCGGGUUGAACGGAUCACCAAGAACAAGACCAUGGCUGCGGAAGCCCACAACCACAUCACGAAGUUCUACGUGGACAAGAUGAAGGAUACCGGCAAUGACGAUGGCAAGGCGGGAAAGAUCUUGGCUAAGAUCCUGGGUCUUCCCGAGCACGUCUGCAUUUGUCUAUCAGCAAUGAUCGAGCACCUUUCAGAAUACGGCCUCAAGGAUGUCUUCACUCUGACAAAGUACUUCCAGCCAUUUUCGGCUCGAUCACAUAUGCUGCUGAAUGGCAAUACCUUGACUAGUCUAGAAGUCUACCAGAACCAGACAGAUCACACCACGAAAGGAAGUCUUUUCUGGACGCUUGACCGGACGGAGACCAAGUAUGGAGCUCGACUUCUACGAAAAUGGGUGGGUAGGCCACUACUCGACAAAGCUAAUAUUCAAGAGCGCCAGGCUGCUGUUGAAGAGUUGAUGUCGACUGAGAAGGGCAUACAUGUGGACAAGCUGAAGACUGUGCUUUCGAAGCUCAAGACUGAUCUCGAGAAGAGCUUGAUCAGAAUCUACUACGGCAAGUGCUCGCGACCCGAGCUCCUCACUGUGCUGCGUUCCCUGCAGACCAUUGGCAAUGAUUUCGGUCACGUCAGGGACGCACUGUCAACUGGCUUUGAUGCGCCCAUGCUCUCCUCAGCAAUUGCCUCGCUUCCCCUAAUACUCCCAGCGGUUCUUACACACCUCGACAAGAUCAAUCCAACUGCGGCUGGGAAGGACGACAAGUUUGCAUUCUUCCUCGAAGCUCACGAAACAGACGCGAUUGAGCAUCAUAAGUUUGGUAUCGCAAGUGUUGAACACGACCUCGACGCAAUGCGGUCUCAAUUCGCCGAAACGCUGGGCAAGAAACACCCUGUGCAAUACAACACAACAGCAGGCAUCGAAUACCUGAUCGAGGUUGAAAAUGCAUCGGCGAGCAUCAAGAAGGUUCCAGCUUCGUGGACCAAAAUCUCCGGUACCAAAAAGGUCUCUCGUUUCCACCCACCCAAGGUGGUCGAACUGAUGAAGGAGAGAAGCCAGCACAAGGAGUCGCUCGAUGCUGCGUGCGAUCAAGCAUUCAAGGAUCUGCUGGUCGACAUUAGUGCGGACUAUCAGCUCUUCCGCGACACGAUCCAAUCAUUGGCAACUCUCGACUGCCUCUUAUCAUUGGCCACCGUUGCUUCGCAGCCAGGGUAUGUCAAGCCAGCGUUCGUCCCUGGUACGAGCAUAAACGUCAAAGGCGCUCGCCAUCCAAUGAUUGAGCAGCUCCUCCUGGAUGCAUACGUACCCAACGAUAUACUCUUAACGAGCCAUGAGAGAUCUCUUCUCGUGACUGGGCCUAAUAUGGGUGGCAAAUCGUCCUACGUUCGCAGCAUUGCGCUGAUUGCGAUUAUGGCCCAGAUUGGUUCAUUUGUACCCGCAGAGAGUGCUGAGCUAGGCAUUUUGGACGCUGUCUUCACCCGCAUGGGCGCACUCGAUAAUAUGAUGAAGGGCGAAAGUACCUUCAUGGUUGAGCUUUCGGAGACGAGCGACAUCCUUAAGUUGGCGACGGAACGUAGCUUGGUCGUGCUUGACGAGCUCGGCCGAGGAACCAGCACACAUGACGGCAUGGCUAUCGCCAGCAGCGUCCUCGAUUGGCUCGUGAGGGAAAAGAAAUGUCUCACACUUUUCAUCACUCACUAUCAAGCCUUGGCUCGAAUGCAGGAGCAGUUCGCUGAUGGUGAGCUCAGGAAUGUGCACAUGAAGUUCGAGCAUAGCGGCGAAGGCGAGCACGAGGAAGUAACGUUUCUGUACGAAGUUGGUGAAGGUGUCAGCUACCGCAGCUAUGGUCUGAACGUUGCCAGACUUGCUGGUCUCAGUCCUGGGGUACGGGAGCUUGCGCGCGAGAAGAGUUCAAUGCUUGAAGAGGUGGUGAGAGGCCGACAUUUGAAAGCCAUCGGCAGGAUGCUGUCAAGUGAGAAUGCGGCCAAUCACCUACUGGACCGGCUGGUGGAAGGCAUCGACAGCCUGUGA
Cyphellophora europaea CBS 101466 is the source of this 3270-nucleotide messenger RNA. RefSeq lists its product as uncharacterized. NCBI's taxonomy places the organism in Eukaryota, Fungi, Ascomycota, Eurotiomycetes, Chaetothyriales, Cyphellophoraceae. Gene Ontology annotation, molecular function: mismatched DNA binding; ATP-dependent DNA damage sensor activity; ATP binding. The record is from RefSeq and is a predicted model, not a curated record. The transcript has a single exon. Gene Ontology annotation, biological process: mitotic recombination; mismatch repair. The coding region runs from base 1 to 3270 and encodes 1089 amino acids. Gene Ontology annotation, cellular component: nucleus.